ACAACCUCUGCACUUUUUAAUAAAGGAAUAAUAAAAGUUUUUAAAAUGUUCGAGAGGCGUCCCGAGUUGCAUCAAUUUGCGGAAGUUUUCGAACAGGAAAAUUGUACAGCAGAAACGAUUGUUGAGAAUGGAUCACGGAUUAUUCUGGCCAUCUAUGAGGCUCCUAAAAUAGAAGUAUCUAUUGAAAACCACCGAUACAUGUCAUUUGCGAAAUCAACACGACUUAAUCUUAAUACCGCAGUGAAAUUGGCGUCACUUCCACCUACGGCCGCAACAGCAUGCCAACAUCUAAGUCGAGUGUAUUAUCAGGUACAGAAUUGGCUUGGAAAGGAUUUGAAUCCUGAACAAUGGACAUGGACAAUAAAUAAUAAUAUUUUGGAGCCCCUCAAGACUUUAUCACCACCUGCACCAGAUGUACUUUUAUGUACGAUCGGGCCACAAAGUACCUAUUUGCGCCCUAAUUUGCGGGCGUAA
Ceutorhynchus assimilis (cabbage seed weevil) is the source of this 474-nucleotide messenger RNA. The record is from the annotation of a GenBank genome assembly. NCBI's taxonomy places the organism in Eukaryota, Metazoa, Arthropoda, Insecta, Coleoptera, Curculionidae.